Molecule: messenger RNA, 10825 nt
Organism: Bombina bombina (fire-bellied toad)
Lineage: Eukaryota; Metazoa; Chordata; Amphibia; Anura; Bombinatoridae
Product: oocyte zinc finger protein XlCOF6-like
Exons: 3
Coding region: 130-2418 (762 amino acids)
Biological process (GO): central nervous system development; regulation of transcription by RNA polymerase II
Cellular component (GO): nucleus
Molecular function (GO): DNA-binding transcription factor activity, RNA polymerase II-specific; RNA polymerase II cis-regulatory region sequence-specific DNA binding
Source: RefSeq, a predicted model, not a curated record
CUCCCAUUUACUUCCUGUGCAGCUGCUGCUGGACACGGCCAGAGCACUGAGAGAUAUCAGGUAUUGAUGUAACUGGAGUGAAUAAGGGAACCUUCUUCCUGAGCACAGACAUUGGAGCCUGUUAUCACCAUGAACUCAUAUGUGUUAGACAAACACAUCAGUAGUUCAUCUCCAUCCUUCACUACAGGAAGCCUCAGUUUGAUACCACAGACUCCAAAAGUCUUAGACACCAAUGACUACUCACAAACAUUGGGGAUAUCACAGCAGAUAUUGAAAGGAGAUGGUGAAUUUGCAGAAACUGGGCAGCAAUUAUUAUGUACAGAGAGUAAUUUAGUCAUCAAACAAGAAGACAAGAUGUAUGCCUUAUCUAGUGAAAUUAUUAUCCCAGAGGAUAAACCACACAUAUUUACCGAGUUUUCAAAACAUAUUAAAGAAGAGAAAAGUCUACAGUCUAUCCAAAUAAUUCAUACAAAGAGGCAACCAUUCAAAUCUACAGAAUGUGAGAAAAGCUUUAGAUGGCAGUCUCAUCUACUAGAACACCACAAAAUUCACACAGAUGAGAAACCACACACAUGUACUGAGUGCGGCAAAUGUUUUACACUAAUGAAUCAUCUGAAAACUCAUGAAAUGAUUCACACAGGGGAAAAUCCUUUCACAUGUACAGAGUGUGGAAAAAGUUUUACAGAAAAGAGUGAUCUGAAAAAGCAUGAAAGGAUUCACACAAGAGAAAAGCCUUUCACAUGUACAGAGUGUGGAAAAAGUUUUACAGAAAAGAGUGAUCUGAAAAAGCAUGAAAGGAUUCACACAGGAGAAAAGCCUUUCACAUGUACAGAGUGUGGAAAAAGUUUUACAGAAAAGAGUAAUCUGAAAACUCAUGAAAGGAUUCACACAGGAGAAAAGCCUUUCACAUGUACAGAGUGUGGAAAAAGUUUUGCACAAAUAAGUAAUCUGAAAACUCAUGAAAGGAGUCACACAGGGGAAAAGCCUUUCACAUGUACAGAGUGUGGAAAAGGAUUUACAAAAAAGAGAAAUCUGAAAAAGCAUGAAUGGAUUCACACAGGGGAAAUGCCUUUCACAUGUACAGAGUGUGGAAAAAGUUUUACAGAAAAGAGUGAUCUGAAAAAGCAUGAAAGGAUUCAUACAGGAGAAAAGCCUUUCAGAUGUACAGAGUGUGGAAAAAGUUUUACAGAAAAGAGUUAUCUGAUAAAGCAUGAAAGGAUUCAUACAGGAAUAAAGCCUUUCACAUGUACAGAGUGUGGAAAAAGUUUUGCACAAAUAAGUAAUCUGAAAACUCAUGAAAGGAGUCACACAGGGGCAGAUCUGUUCACAUGUACAAAGUGUGGAAAAAGUUUUACAGAAAUGAGUCAAAUGAAAACUCACAAAAGGAUUCACACAGGAGAAAAUCCUUACACAUGUACAGAGUGUGGAAAAAGUUUUACACGAAUGGAUUGUCUGAAAUGUCAUGAAAGGAGUCACACAGGAGAAAAGCCUUUCACAUGUACAGAGUGUGGAAAAAGUUUUACACAAAAGGGUGAUCUGAUAAAGCAUGAAAGGAUUCACACAGGGGAAAAGCCAUUCACAUGUAUAGAGUGUGGAAAAAGUUUUUCACAAAAGAAUAAUCUGAAAACUCAUGAAUGGAGUCACACAGGGGAAAAGCCUUUCACAUGUAUAGAGUGUGGAAAGGGUUUUACAAAAAAGAGAAAUCUGAUAAAGCAUGAAUGGAUUCACACAGGGGAAAUGCCUUUCACAUGUACAGAGUGUGGCAAAAGUUUCACAGAAAUGAGUAAUCUGAAAACUCAUGAAAGUAUUCACACAGGAGAAAAGCCUUUCACAUGUACAGAGUGUGGAAAAAGCUUUACACAAAAAAGUGAUCUGAAAAAGCAUGAAAGGAGUCACACAGGUGAAGAGCUGUUCACAUGUACAGAGUGUGGAAAACGUUUUACAGAAAAGAGUAAUCUGAAAACUCAUGAAAGGAUUCACACAGGAGAAAAGCCGUUCACAUGUACAGAGUGUGGAAAAGGUUUUACAGAAAAGAGUAAUCUGAAAACUCAUGAAAGGAUUCACACAGGAGAAAAGCCUUUCACAUGUACAGAGUGUGGAAAAAGUUUUACAGAAAAGAGUAAUCUAAAAACUCAUGAAAGGAUUCACACAGGAGAAAAGCCUUUCACAUGUACAGAGUGUGGAAAAAGCUUUACACAAAAAAGUGAUCUAAAAAAGCAUGAAAGGAGUCACACAGGAGAAAAGCCGUUCACAUGUACAGAGUGUGGAAAAAGGUUUACACAAAUGGAUUGUCUGAAAACCCAUGAAAUGAUUCACACAGGAGAAAAGCUUUUCACAUGUAGAGAGUGUGGAAAACGUUUUACAAAAAAGAGUAAUCUGAAAACUCAUGAAAAGAUUCACAAGGGAAGAAACCUUUAACAUGUUUAGAAAGUAGGGUUGCUACCUUUUGCACAGCCGAUUAUCUGACACUUUGCAAAUGGGCGUGGUUGAGGAUGUGGUUAGGGGUGUGGCUUCACACUACCCUAAAUGGACCUUCCAGCCAAAUUUGGAAUCCACGUGUAUGCAUUUCAGUUUUGAGUAGAAGCAUUUUUGCAAUAUACAUGUAUUAGAAAAAAACAUAAUUUAUGUAAGAACUUACCUGAUAAAUUAAUUUCUUUCAUAUUGGCAAGAGUCCAUGAGCUAGUGACGUAUGGGAUAUACAAUCCUACCAGGAGGGGCAAAGUUUCCCAAACCUCAAAAUGCCUAUAAAUACACCCCUCACCACACCCACAAUUCAAUUUAAUGAAUAGCCAAGAAGUGGGGUGAUAAAGAAAGGAGUAAAAAGCAUCAACAAAUGAAUUUGGAAAUAAUUGUGCUUUAUACAAAAAAAUUAUAACCACCAUAAAAAGGGUGGGCCUCAUGGACUCUUGCCAAUAUGAAAGAAAUGAAUUUAUCAGGUAAGUUCUUACAUAAAUUAUGUUUUCUUUCAUGUAAUUGGCAAGAGUCCAUGAGCUAGUGACGUAUGGGAUAACAAUACCCAAGAAGUGGAACUCCACGCAAGAGUUACUAGAGAGGGAGUGAUAAAAUAAAAACAGCCAUUUACGCUGAAAAAAAUUAAUCCACAACCCAAAAUAUAAGUUUAUUCUCACAAAUGAAAAGAAAAACUUAAAACAUAAGCAGAAGAAUCAAACUGAAACAGCUGCUUGAAGAACUUUUCAACCAAAAACUGCUUCUGAAGAAGCAAAUACAUCAAAACAGUAGAAUUUAGUAAAUGUAUGCAAAUAAGACCAAGUUGCUGCUUUGCAAAUCUGAUCAACUGAAGCUUCUUUCUUAAAAGCCCAUGAAGUGGAGACUGAUCUAGUAGAAUGAGCUGUAAUUCUCUGAGGUGAGGCUUGACCCGACUCCAACUAAGCUUGAUGAAUCAAAAGCUUUAACCACGAAGCCAAGGAAACAGCAGAAGCCUUCUGACCUUUCCUAGAACCAGGAAAGAUAACAAAUAGACUAGAAGUCUAUUUGCAUUAAUGUCCAUUGCAUUCAAUAGGUGAUACUCCCUUCACAUCCUUCUGACAUUCACUGUACUCUGAGAGGAACCGGGCUUCAAAAUGCUGAGAAGCGCAUAUCAACUUAGAAAUCUUAGCACAAGCUUACUUCACCACCUCCAUAGGAGGCAAAGUUUGUAAAACUGAAUUGUGGGUUUAGUGAGGGGUGUAUUUAUAGGCAUUUUGAGGUUUGGGAAACUAUGCCCCUCCUGGUAGGAUUGUAUAUCCCAUACGUCACUAGCUCAUGGACUUUUGCCAAUUACAUGAAAGUAAUGCUUCUAAUAAAAGUUAUAGUUGUUUCAAAAGUGUAUUUAAGUAUGCACCAUGCACCAGAAUUUUAAGCACGGUACUUGCUCAGAGAUCCUAAGUUGCUUUUACCAUCUGGUAAUGACUCAAUUUGUUCAUUGCUGAUAUGAUACAAGACCCACUGGUGCUAUGAGCAGCUGCAGUGUUUAUAAUGCUGGUACACAGAGAAUAUCUAGUUAUGCUUCACAUGCACGUGCAGAGAAAAAUAUUAUCACUAAAAUAUUAACCAAGGCUACCACAGAGGCCUCUGACGCACUUCGUUCCUGCCCGAUAAUGAAAACAGCAGAAGAAGCCGCACGAUAGUGUAUUAUUAGACACCGCACUGACGGACCGAAAGGCGGUAAGAACAAACGCUCGUACAUAGGCACAGACCUCAAUAUCUGUCUGCGGGAGUGACACUUACCACGCUACAUACAGUUAGUAAGCCGCCAUCUUGUCCAAAGAGCAGAUGUUCCCUGAGUCAGCACGAAAAGGCCUCAGAGCCCAGACGUAGCAACAUCUGCAUAUUAAUUAACUACUUCUAUAAACAAACAGCGGGCUAGAGCAUAGAACCCCCGCAGGGCCCCUCUAAUCAAGACAAAUAGCUGCAACAGGAAGCCAUCACGCUUGCAGCGUAAACACACUUCGCCAAGGAGCAGCCCCGUCAAGCACACACAAUUAGCUCCUCUCACUCUACAUACUCGGGUGCUACAGCUCACCCAAAUCAGGAGUAUAGGCUGAGACUCACAGAACACAUUCCAGGGGGUACUCUAUUUAAUAGAACCUGAUAGUUCAAAUACACCAACAGUGUACACAAGGGCAUUGACAUCCAGCUCACAGUAAGACCACUGAGGAGGUAAUUACGCAAUUGCUGAUACUGAGCACUGAGGCACAAUGAACACCAAGCGCUCUGCAAAACCCCACAAAUUGCUAAAAUCAACCUGCCAAAAGGACAAUCUAGUGGAACAGUUUUUCUUCCCACAAGCUUUAAGACCUCAACAAGUGCGGAGCACAGAAGAUCGCUUUCACAAAAACAACAAACACCACAAAAAAACACGGAGGGAUCAGAAGAAAGCACCUCAGUACCAAAUGACAUUCUCUCCACAUUAGCGUCCAAGCAGGACAUAGCAGAUAUUAUACGCUCAUGCAUACGUGAAGAAAUUGCUGAGAUCAAACAGGACUUGCACUCUAUGAACAACAGAGUGGAAGCACUGGAGGAGUUCUCUGACCACUUAAAAGAAGAAAUUAACGAGGUUCAAGACACCACAACGCAUCAUACAAAAAUUAUAGCUGAUCUAUACGACAAAAUAGAGGACCUCGAGAACCGUAGCCGACGGAAAAACCUCAGAAUCCGCGGGGUUCCUGAGUCGGUGCUACCCAAAGACUUCCCAACCUAUAUCCCGGCACUUUUUGCCCACCUUAAGAAUACCCCUCCUUCUACAGAUAUCCCCUGGGUUAGAGCACAUAGGGCCCUCAGGCCUAAACCCCCCAGAUACGGCUCCUCCAAGAGAUAUAAUCAUGAAGUUUAAGGACUUUGGGAUGAAAGAGGAGCUCCUAAACCUCUCACGCAAACGCCAACCAGUGAAAUUCAGGGGUACUAUACUCCAAUUCUAUCAGGACCUGUCGCAACGGACACUCCAAAGAAGACGAGAAUUAGCUCCAUUAACGGCACUACUCCGUCAAAAGAAAAUCCUCUAUAGAUGGGGAUUUUCAUUCCAUCUAUAUGUUCUGCAUGGCAAUAGGAAACUGGAUUGCAAGUCCACAGAAGAUGUCAGUGAUUUCUGCUCUGCACUGGAAAUAGACCCGCCAGAGGUCCUACUGGCAGACGAUCAUCUUGAACCCCCUAGGAAAAACCAUCGAGAAUGGCCCCAGGGGACUGGCAAAAGGCGGUCUCUAGAUCCAAGACCCAAGCAUUGGCAAGGCCCCGGGGUAUCACACCCCAGCCCCUAACCUAGAGACCUUGCCACAUAAGGGGUUACUUUGCAAAAAACAUCCAAGAACUGCCACACAGACUGUGAACAACAUUAGGGAACUAUGCCCUGGUAACGUAUAAUGCUUAACGACUUUACCUGUGAAUAAUCUUGUCAACACUAUUUGUAAUAUAUGCUGUUUUAUAUAGUCAAUAGUAAAGAAAAUGGUUGCCAAGAUCACCCUCCAGGAACAGGGCCCUCUCUAUAAAAACCUGGGGGGCUGUAGUAAUAAGUGUAAUGCCCACCCUCAAAGUAAUCCUGUGUCAAAAACUGAGAUGAAAAGGUUAGUUUAUUUCAGACACCUGUUAGAUCUUUAAACAAUAAGCACUAGUGAUAAGGAGCUGGUUUAUAGCCCCUCUCGCAUUGGUAAAGUCAUAUGACGUUAUGUAAUCUAAGAUACUUCUUACUAAGAUUUGAUUUAUGCUACUUGUUUUAUUUCUUGUAUUGUUUAGUGUUUAACAUGUUAUUGCUACACGUCAGAGGACUGGGUGUGGGGACGCACUCAGGGCACAAUGUACAAGCAGAAUCUAUCAUGCUAGAUAUCAUUCACACCCUCAUGGACAACCCAAUAGCUUCCCUCUCACGGAUUAACCAUGGCCACUAACAAUAGAACAAUCACAUUAAUUAGUCAAAACACUAGAGGCCUAAAUUCAGCACAAAAACGCUCUUUAGCUAUGAAAGACCUCCGCAGGAAGGGGGGUGACAAAAAAUCAAAGGAACCUAGAUACUAUGGAGGACAUUAUACGCAAUGCUUCCAUAGCUCAUUUGACCACAAGCGCAGUGGCGUAAGCAUCCUUAUAGGCAGAAACAUCUCUUUUACUCCCAUACAAACACACACCGACACAGGGUGCAGGUAUCUCUGCGUCACUGGCCUGUUGUUUGGUAUUCCGGUGACGUUGGUCAACCUGUAUUCUCCCAACACCAAACAGCUCCACUUCUUCAGAAAGGUUUUCACACAGAUAUUAGACCACACAAUAGGAGCACUCUAUAUGGGAGGGGACUUCAAUACACCUAUCCAACCAAAUCUAGAUACCACAAACCCCAAACCCACAACACCUAAGCAUGUAACUAAACAAUUAUGGAGACUAAUGCACGAACAGACUCUGUUUGACAUUUGGAGAUUCAAACACCCCGAGAAGAGGGAUUACUCCUUCUUCUCCUCCCCACACCGCACAUAUAGCAGAAUCGAUUAUCAACUCACUAAUCAAAAGGGACUCACUAACGUCCUAUCAUCAAGACUCUCACACACUGUCUGGUCAGACCACUCUGCAGUACUUACGAGACUUGACUGGCCAUCUGCACCAAAAAGCACUUAUCAGUGGAAACUGGAGGAUAAUUUGCUAAGGUACCCUGACCUUAAUAACAAAAUUGAGAAACUGCUCCCAGAAUACUUCCAAUUUAAUUCCCUUCCCAAGACAGAUCCCCUGAUAGUAUGGGAAGCCCACAAAUGUUUUAUGAGAGGGAUAUUUAUAAAAUAUCAAGCGCACGUUAAACAGAAAGCACGAUUAUUAUACAAAUCAUCCACCGAGCUCCUAUCUAAAUUAGAAUAUGAACACAAGCGAAACCCCACAUCCCCACAAACUCUUGCAGAUCUUGUAAAAGCUAGGAAGGCAGUUCAUGAUCAACUAAUAAAAGAAGCUAAUACUUUAGCCCUAAAAACUAAGCAAAAGUUCUAUUUUGAAAGUAAUAGAGCAGGAAAGCUCCUCGCACGCUCCCUUAAACUGAAAAAACUCAAAACUUUUAUACAUGAAGUAAAAACCCCCUCAAAUGAAAAGGUACACACCAUACCAGAAAUCCUGUCUCAAUUCCUAACAUACUACUCUCAACUUUAUGACCUCACGGGAAAAAAUAACCACCCAAUAGACACGCCACAAUUGAUUAAUGCAUACUUAGCAGACACUUCCCUACCCCAACUGACAACGGCGCAGGCGACAGAGCUGGAAGUUCCCUUCUCAAUAUCGGAAAUUCUUACAGCCCUUAAACAACUACCCACUGGCAAAAGCCCAGGGACGGAUGGCUUCACCGUCUCAUAUUACAAAAAAAAUGCACACACCUUAUUGCCACAUUUAUGCUCUAUCUUCAACACUGUUGACCAGAAACACCCGUUUCUUUCUUCAAUGCUAGAGGCCCACGUGACAGUAAUACCCAAACCCGGAAAAUCACCAGACACCCCUUCCAACUUUCGCCCCAUUUCCCUCCUGAACGUAGACAUCAAACUAUAUGCGAAACUAAUAGCCACCAGAAUUAAUAAAUUCCUACCCCAACUAAUCCAUCUGAACCAGGUGGGCUUUGUGCCCCAAAGGGAGGCGAGAGAUAACACCAUCAAGGUUCUUAACUUAUUAGAAUACACCCAAUCCCAUAACAUCCCAACAAUUUAUCUAGCUGUCGACGCCGAAAAAGCGUUCGACAGGCUGGAUUGGACGUUUUUGAAACUUACUUUAGCUCGGUUCGGCAUGGGCGAAAAACUUAUAGGGAAAAUCUUUGCUUUAUAUCAAUCGCCAACAGCCCGUAUUAAAUUAAACGACUCACUGUCAAAACCUUUUCAUAUCUCAAACGGAACAAGGCAGGGCUGCCCCCUAUCCCCCCUAUUGUUUAUUCUGGCCAUGGAGGUUCUAGCUUCUAAAAUUAGGGGAAAUGAAGGCAUACAAGGGAUUCAUAUAAACAACACACACUACAAGUUAACGCUAUAUGCCGACGAUAUCCUAUUCUCGCUCACCUCUCCCUUACAGUCCCUCUCGACACUACUGCCAGAGAUCGAGACAUACAGUACAUACUCUAACUUCAAAAUAAAUUUGUCAAAAUCAGAGUUCCUAGGCAUAGGGACAACAGAUCAAGUAAAUACUCAGAUCACGACACAAUAUCAGUUCACGUCUAAAACCACCUCUAUAAAGUAUCUAGGGGUACACAUAACGAACUCCAAGGAUUCCUUGUAUCAAUUAAACCACCACCACCUCCUAGAAUCUAUCAGAACAGGAUUAAAAACUUGGCAUUGUAAGUGCCUCUCAUGGUUGGGUAGGAUUCAGGCUUUUAAGAUGAGCGUAAUGCCCAGACUUCUGUACCUGUUUCAGACUGUGCCCAUACAACCUCCACCGCAAUACAUUAACAACGCACAAAAAAUAGUCAACACCUUUAUCUGGGCCCACAAAUGCCCUAGAAUAGCAAAACCGGUACUUUACAGAAGUAGAGAUAAGGUUGGCCUAGGAGUACCUAACCUAUUUUAUCACCAAGCGGCUCAAUUUACCAGAGUGAUUGACUGGUGUAAAAAUGCACCAAAUAAGGAAUGGGUAAAGCUAGAGCAUGACCUAGCGGGCUCACAGAGCUUAGGAGCUAUAUGCUGGACACAUAGGCAACACAGACAUAAUCUUUUAGUUGCUCCCUCGCUGAUAACAGAUACACUAACUACAUGGGACAACCUGACCAGAUCCCAGAGGAACAUAUCCACAAUCCCGUCACCAUUGACCCCCUUAUGCCAUAACAGCGACUACCCACCACUUAGACAUUUGUGGGCGAGAGGCUCAUAUUCUAUCGCAGCAGGCCUACCUAUAUGCUCGGUGAUAGACCAAGGGGCUAUCCUAGCUAAAACAUCUUUAAUGGAAAAAAACAUAACAUACUUUAAUAGAUGGUUCGAAUAUCUUCAACUAUCGCACUUUCUCUCCCACCACAAAGAUAAGUCCGAUCUGACUCGGAAUCUUAACCCCUUUGAACAAUUAUGCCACUCACCGCAAGUAACGAAGGGAUCAUUAUCUAUGAUAUACAAAAUAUUACUAGCCCUACACUCGAAAAACCUGCCAUCUUAUACCAAGGUGUGGGAGGUGGAGAUGUCUAUCACAGUCCCCCCAGACACAUGGAACACUAAUUUCCAACAAAUGGGCAAGGCACCCUCAUCAAUGGGAAUAACCGAGACAAAUAUGAAACUGCUAGGAAGAUGGUAUCUGUACCCAAGCAGGUUAGCAAAAAAAUUUCAACACUCAGACCCCCUCUGUUGGAGGAAUUGUAAGCAGAAAGGCACAUUAUAUCACAUUUGGUGGGAGUGUUCAAUACUCCGACCAUAUUGGCAGGAGAUACAUGGGGAAAUGCAGAAAGUACUCACACAGAAAAUCCCCUUUGACCCCCUAACGCUGCUAUUCAAUAAGCCUACAAAGAUUAAAUGUAAAUAUAUAUCCACUCUAUUAUAUAUUAUGCUUAGCAGCGCAAAACAAUUAAUCCAGAGACUCUGGAAACAGAGCAAGAUCCCGUCCAAACAGGAUUGGUCUCAAAAUGUCACACUUCUCCUGUCAUUAGAGAAAUAUCAUUAUCUCAACACAGACAGAAUGGACUUCUAUUGUGCAAUGUCUCUAUACUGGGAAACAUACAUACAUACGGAUGCAGAUAUCACCCCCACCCAAACAACUCCAACAGGACACUAACACAUAAAUUAGCACAGCGAUACACUGAGGACAUAAAGGCUAUGAUCUGUACCCAAGUUAUGCCUAGGCAUAUCCUGUCCUACCGUACUCCGUUCCAUUCCGCUAUCACCAAUACUAUAUAAAGAUCUGCAUUAUCACAUACACAAAUCCACAGCACCUUAGGGUAGUCUAAAUUGCUAUAAAAAUAGAUAUAGACCCUGCACAGUUGGAAUCAUAUAGAAUCAUAUAAUCCCAGAUCUCUAAGAAGUAAAGUUAGUGAUAACUAAGUUAAUACAACAUAACUGCUAUGUAUGGAAAACUCCGGAAAGGAAAUAUCCCCAUGCCCAGCCUCUUUAAAGAAAGAUUAUUAUACAUAGAAAUUUGUAUUUGAAACAACAUUUGCAAACUCAAACAACGUGUAGCAUUGCUUAUGUUUAUGUGUUAUUAAAGUUAAAAGUUUUGUUUGGAGAAAAAAGAAGAAAACACCGCAAGCUUUAAAUACUCAAAGAGACAUUUUGAACUCUGGAUGCGAUGGGCCCAUGCUGUACUACAUCUGAGUUCCAACAGUAUCAUUUAAUAUCCUUUUAUGCAAUGAAUGUCUCUUUUUUACACUUGUAUAAUAUUUAUUAAAUCUUUCAAUAAAGUUUUCUUAAAAAAAAAAAAAAAA